AACAGGCCCAGCGCUGCUUUUUCUCGAGUGAUAGGUGACACUUGGGUCGGCUGCGUCGUGUCGGGCUGCCCUUGGCCCUUCUGCCCGGCGUUUUCAAGUACAUGAUCGUAAUUCUAGUUCAUGUCUCACGCCCCAGGCGGGCCUUGCUGCACAGGUGGUGUGCACUGCACUGUACCUUGCGGUCUGGUCCGAGUCGGGACCCAAUGCCCCGGGCGGGAGGAGUGUCCGCCUGGAAAUGAGCUGGAGCCGCCUGAGGUCCUCUUAGCUCCUGUGAGCCCGUGAAGGGCAGUCGGCUGACUUGUACAGUUGUAUUUCUUUGCAAGGAAGUUUCCUGGACAUUUCUCUCCCUUUUCCAAUGACUAGAAAAGCUCCCAGCCCGCCGUCAAAACUUGGAGCACAUGAGCCUUCUCAAGCACACAAAGAACGUUGCCUUCUGAGAAUAGUCCGAGGAGAAUUUUGAGGAAAGAACUUAAUAAAUCUGAAAUGAUUAGCGUGGUCAUAGACAAAGAGCCGAGGACUGUUACUCGGGAGACUGGUUCGGGCAGAGGGCCAGGGCUUUCUGGGCCUCUGUCCUCUGUUGUGAAAGGGAGGUUUGGAAUUGAAAGCUAAGGCCCUUUCAACCCCCAAAUUCCAUUUAUGCCUCCAGUUAGAUGUUUCCUAUGUAGCUAAGAGGGGAGGUUUUAGUGUACUUAACAAAAAUUUUUGCUGGUGGGUUGCGGCAGCUGGAUGUGGGAUCUGUUCCCAGACCAGGGAUUGAACCCAGGCUACAGGUGGUGAAUGCUGAUCCUCACGACUGGACCACCAGGGAACUCCCUUAAUCCUACUUACUUAGCAAAAGCAUUUGGUAAAACAGAUUUCUUGGGAUGAGAAUUGGCGCUUAUUAGAAUGUGCUCUUUCCAUGGGUAUUAAGUGAGUCCUGAUGUGUAGCCUGGCACACUGGCAAGUCUCAGGGAGAGGAAAGUGGGAACAUGAGGGCUUGGGGACCUGACGUCCUGGCCGUAGCUAGUGUGGCAGGGCUGUCACAUUGCUCUGCAAAGUCACUGAAACUCACCCACCUCAGCCGCACAGCUGAUGCUCAGCCCUAAGCCUCUAACUUCAGCUGUGUGAUCUGGCCUUACCUUUUAUAUGUAAGCAUCUACGUGCACAAAAGACUACAAAGAAUUUGUUCUUAUGAUAUCAACAACCACCUGAAGGCCUACUGUGUGUCAGGCUCAGGGAGUUAAUCGUGAACAAAAAUCCUUGGGUGUUACCCUCAUGGGAAUCGCAUUGAACUCAUUUCCAGGAAGCUGCUGUCUUGGAGGGGGCAGGGGAUGGACCUGACGGCUUCCAAGGAAACCUUCAGACUAAACUGAAAAGUAUUUGCAUUUGAGAAGUAGUAAGAAUAGUACCUCGUCACAAAAUGUAGUCUUGGGUUUUCUUUAGCUUUCCUGAGUAUGAAAACAAACUACCUGUUUUCUGGGGCAAUCAAGCCUCAGCUGCUGAGAGCACCAAAUUCCUCUAGUCCUGUCUCGUCAGUCGUGCCCUAUAACCAGCGGAGAUGUUGGCCCCUGACCACAGGAGUCUGUGUUGAGAUAAAGAGGCCAGACGGGGUCAGCUGGUGGCUGAUUGGAACUGCCUGAGAGGUAAGUGGUCUUCAGCCCAGUUCCCUCCCCUUCUGAUUGAGCAGAGCCGUAGCGAACUGUCCCCAAGGGGCCAAGGUCUCAGGACUGCAUCCCUUAGAUAAGUCCACUGACUUGUGAUGGGACCAGCUAAGACACUCAACGCAAUGGCCAUGAGGUCCCUGGUUCUUUGUGGCCCCCCAGGGGUGAGGGAAUGGUGGGGUUUUCUAGGUAAAGGGAUGGCUAGAAUCCAGGUGAACCCUAAGAGGUCUCCGUGCCCCCUCCUCCCCAACCUGAACUGUUCCCUGAUGUAAAUGCCUCGGGGACAGCGCUCUUUGGGGAGCGUUUACUAAGAAUAGCAACUGGUGGUGCCUUGGGGUCUGACCAAGGCUUCCCCGACCCCCUAGGACUGGCUCCUCUGGUGACUUUGGAGUGGCAUCAAGUACAGGCAGGCCCCCGCCGGGGGGCGUUCUUCCGCGGAAUCCCACGGGCGCGCGGGGUGCCACCACAACCGGGCGUCGAACGGGGCCGCGCCCCCGGUUCCAAACGUCUGUCGUCCGUGAGCCGGCGCCAGCGCGGGGCAGUCCAAGGCUUGGGAUCCGACGGCGGCGGCCUGACCCCAACGGGGAGGCGGGCGCUGUUUCCCGGGAGCGAAGAGUGGGGAGCCCGGCGGCCUUUCUCUCCGUCCUCGGGGCGGGCUUCAGACCCAGGGGCACGGGCGCCCCGGGGCCUCGCAGGGGCCCGGAAAGGCCCCAGAGACGCGGUGAGCGGCGCAGGAUCGCCAGAGAAGGCGCACGAUGCCGCCCGCGACGCUGGCCCCCUCGGUCUCCCUCCGGGAGCUGGCCGACCUCGCCAUCGGCACCCCGGAGGUGGGCGCCGUCAACUUCACGGCCCUGCACACGCUCAUCGUGGCCAUGCUCAAGAACCUCAACCUGCAGGAGGCGCGGAUCAACUACCAGGCCCAGCUGCCCGAGCAGAGCCGCUCCUUCGAGACCCCGCGGGCCUCGAGCAGCACCCCGCAGUUGCCCGUGUCCAAAGAGAGGCGGAGGAGCAGCGUGAGCGGAGCGCCGCCGCAGGCGCUGGAGAGCAAGGUCAAGGACCUGAGCGGGCAGGUGCAGGACCUCAGCAGGCAGCUUAAGACCGUGGAGAGCCAGGUGCAGGCCAUCGUGGCGCACAUGCAGCACGUCACCGUCCAGACCAGCGGGCUGCAAGCCCGGGAGUGGCUGGAGGCCAAGGAGAUGGACCUGCUGGCGCAGGAGAAGGCGCUGAGAGAGUCGAUGAGAGUUUGGAAGGACCGCGAGCCGGUCCCGGAAGUGGGCGCGGUCCGCCAGGCGGGCGCGAGGGGGGCUGCCGGGCCGGAGGCUCCCAGCCAAGCCGCUCUCCGGCGCCCCCUGGAGCCGAGCCCCGAAAAAGCACUGCGGGAAAGCGGCCGGAGCUGGGAGGUGCCGGAUGGCUUCCAGGCCUUACAGAUCCUGGAGCUGCUCCAGGAGGUCAUGGAGGAAGUGAAAAUCCUGAAGGAAGCCCAGCCAAAGGGAAAGGAGCUCCCUGAGGUGCACCCCGAGAACCUCCUGCAGCGGAUCGACGAACUGGAGAGGCUAACUAAAGAGCGGGACAAAUUCCUGGAACUGGUGAGCCGGAAGCUGAGUAUGAUGCCUUCGAUGGAAGAAGCCACUAUGGUCACCUGGGAGGAGCUGGAGCAAGCGAUUACCGACGGCUGGAGGGCCUCGCAAGUGGUCUCGGAGUCAUCAACAGGCCUUCCUAAGCGCAGAGGGCAGUCCUCCGUGACAUCAAAUGAUAUAAUUAUUCCAAGCGGAGCCUCCACCAAGCGUCCGAGUCUUGACCAGGCGAUGGAGUCUGCCACUGGUUUGAUCACAGAUAAGACCUUUUUGGGGACCAGUGGCAUAGGAUACCCCUCUGAAGGGGUUACUGGCAGGGACCGAAGCAGAGGUACCCCUGCUCCUGGGUUUCCUGGCAGAGAACAGCACUCCAGGGCCUGGGAUGAAGCUGGCCCAGCCAAACCCUAUCACCCCACAGUGUCCCAAUUCAGAAUAGAGUCAGAUCGUCACAGAUCAUCUAGAGAGCAGCACGGCUUAGCACAUCUACGCAGAGAGGAGCAAGAUGCACACCUCGGCCCCGUUUAUCAGGGUUUAUCCCCAGCCACCUUGGCCAGAGACUGGCAUAGGGGAGCAUACAUUAGCCAGGGUCCAAUUUUUGCAAGGCCAGAUCAAUAUGGACUCGGAUUACUAGCCACAGAUCAGCUUGCUUCGCUCACUCCUAGCACUUACGCACAAGGCGUGGUACCCCUCUAUGUGGGUCAGCUUGGAGCGGUACCCCCUGGAAUGGAUGAGCAGGAAUUGGUACUGCCUGACAUGGUUCAGAGGGAUGUGGUGCCACCCUUGGCACCCAGCAGAGAUGAGCAAGGAUUGGAACUAUCUCGUUCAGAUCAGUCUGGUGUGGUUCCACUUCGCACACCUCAGCACGGUGUGAUAAUUCCUGGUACAGACCAACGUGGUAUAAGACAGCCUGGCGUGGACAAGAGUGGUAUUGGACCACUUGGCAGGGAUGAGCGUGGAUUAGUACCUCUUGGCAUAGAUGAGUAUGGAUUUGCAGUGUUUCCCAUGGAUCAGCAAAGAUUGUUAUCAGCUGGUUUGAUACACGUAGCUGCAGGUCCGCAAGGUUUUGUGCAGCCCGGUUUUGGAACAUCUGGCUUCAUACAACCUGGCACAGAGCAGCCUGGCUUGGUCCAGCCUGGUGCAUCUCAGCCUGGCCUGGUGCAGCCUGGCGUAGGUCAUCCUGACUUGGUGCAGCCUGGUGCAGCUCAGCCGGGCUUGGUGCAGCCUGGUGCAGCUCAGCCGGGCUUGGUGCAGCCUGGUGCAGCUCAGCCAGGCUUGGUCCUGCCUGGUGCAACUCAGCCCAAUUUGGUGCAGCUUGGUGUAGGUCAGCAAGGCUUGGUCCAGCCUGGUGCACCUCAGCCUGACUUGGUCCAGCCUGGUGCAGCUCAGCCUGUCCUGGUGCAGCCUGGCGCAGCUCAGCCUGGCUUGGUGCAGCCUGGCGCAGCUCAGCCUGGCUUGGUCCAGCCUGGUGCAGCUCAGCCGGGCUUGGUCCAGCCUGGUGCAGCUCAGCCUGGCCUGGUCCAGCCUGGUGCAGCUCAGCCGGGCUUGGUCCUGCCUGGUGCAGCUCAGCCUGGCCUGGUCCAGCCUGGUGCAGCUCAGCCUGGCUUGGCACCUGAUGCAGCUCAGCCGGGCUUGGUCCUGCCUGGUGCAGCUCAGCCUGGCCUGGUCCAGCCUGGUGCAGCUCAGCCUGGCUUGGUGCAACCUGAUGCAGCUCAGCCUGGCCUGGUCCUGCCUGGUGCAGCUCAGCCUGGCCUGGUCCAGCCUGGUGCAGCUCAGCCUGGCCUGGUCCAGCCUGGUGCAGCUCAGCCUGGCCUGGUGCAGCCUGGUGCAGGUCAGCCUGACUUGGUGCAGCCUGGUGCAGCUCAGCCUGGCUUGGUCCAGCCUGGAAUAUAUCAGCCUGGCAUGGUGCAGCCCGGUGCAGCUCAGCCUGGCAUGGCGCAGCCCGGUGCAGCUCAGCCUGGCAUGGCGCAGCCUGGUGCAGCUCAGCCUGGCUUGGUACAGCCUGGAAUAUAUCAUCUGGGCUCAGUGCAGCCUGGUACAGCUCAGCCUGGCGUGGUGCAGCCUAGUGCAACUCAGCCUGGCAUCAUGCAGCCUGGUGCAGCUCAGCCGGGCGUGGUCCAGCCUGGUGCAGCUCAGCCUGGUUUGGUGCAGCCUGGUGCGGCUCAGCCUGGUUUGGUGCAACGCAGUGCGGGUCAGCCUGGUUUAGUGCAAGCUGGUUUAGCUCCACAUGGCUUUUUUCAACCUGGUGCGUCUAUGCCUGGCUUGUUUCCACCUGGUCUGGUACAGCCUGGUGCCCAUCCACGUGGUUUCAUGCGGCCUGGUACGGAUCAGCGUGGUUUGGUUCAACCUGCAAUAGAUCACCGUUGGUUGCGGCAGUCUGCUACAGAUCGAGGCUUGAUACCACUGGGCACAGAGCUUCCUGGCUUUCCAACAAUCCAUGCAGAUCCUCCAAGUUUCCUAUCACCGAGCCCACACCAGCACGGCGUGGUAUAUCCUGGCAGAGAUCAGCAUGGCUGGGGGUCACCCUUCCUAGCCAGUCAAGGUUUGGCAUUGAGAGGUACAGACCAGGAGGGUCUGGAACCACGAGAGGCCUAUCAACAAGGGUUGAUGCCUCCUGGCGGAGCCCAGCAUGGCCCAACACCGUUGCGCACCCGCGUGGGUUCUGCAAGCCAGGAUCCACAGCCUCUGGAAACACCCGAACCGGAUGAGCGUGGUGACGUGGCCCCAGCUGCAGAGCCGCCCGACCAGGCACGGUCUAGCCCAGGUUCCCAGGACCUCGGGCAUCCCGGCCCUCGUGGCCCAGGGUACCCGGGUGUAGACCUGUUCUUCCAGGUGGGUUUGGAUCCACAUGAAACGUAUGAUGCAAGCCACCCUCGCAUGUCUAUUCAGACCACCCCAAGCCACGAGGCCGCCUUUCUCGGGGACACACCCCUGCCUGACAGUUCCCACCGCGCCUCGUCCGACAGGAGCAAUAUCCAGACGGAGCGGCACGACUCCCUGGAUAAACUGGCUCCCAGCUUCCCCAUGGCAGUGGAAACGUUUCGUCUGAUGGGAGAGCUCGUCGGCCUCUACGUGGAGCUUAAGGAAAACAUGAAGGAGCUGGAUGAGGAACAGGCCGGCCAAACGGACUUGGAGAAGCUCCAGUUCCUGCUGGCGCUGAUGGUCAGGAAGUCCAUCCCCGCCGACCUGCAGGAGCAGGUGAAGACCUUGAAGGCCUUGACCAAAGAAGUUUGUCAAGAAAAAGCCAAACUGGACAGGGUGAACAAGAUCCUGGAGGGCGAGCAGGAGCAAGAAACGGGAAAGGACGUGAAAGCUGGCCCGCUGAGCCUGCAGCUGGGCAUCCUCAGAGUCACCGUGGCCGACAUCGAGAAGGAGCUGGCGGAGCUCAGGGAGAGCCAAGAGCGGGGCAAGAUCAGCCUGGAACAUUCGGUCUCCGAAGCCUCCCUCUACCUCCAGGAUCAGUUGGACAAGCUCAGGACAAUCAUCGAGAACAUGCUGGCCUCGUCCUCCAAGCUGCUGUCCAUGAGCAUAAGCGUGGCCCCCCAGAAGACCCUGACAGCCCUGACGCCCGGGGAGCUGGACCCUGAGGCCACCUGCCCGGCCUGCAGCCUGGACCUGAGCCAUCAGGUCAGCAUGCUGGUGCAGCGCUACGAGCAGCUCCAGGACAUGGUCAGCAACCUGGCCGCUUCCCGGCCCUCCAAGAAGGCCAAGCUGCAGAGCCAGGACGAAGAGCUGCUGGGCCACAUCCAGGGCGCUAUCCUGCAGGUGCAGGGCGACUGCGAGAAGCUCAACGUCACCACCAGCAGCCUCAUCGAGGAUCAUCGGCAGAAGCAGAAGGACAUUGAUGUGAGGGGGGGCGGGGCGGCGGGGGGCCGAGGCACAGCCCCGGGUCCUUGCUCCUCAUCCUCUGCGCCCUCGGCCUCCCAGCUGUUGUACCAGGGACUGGAGAAGCUGGAGAAGGAAAAGGCCAACCGGGAACACCUGGAGAUGGAGAUUGACGUGAAAGCCGACAAGAGCGCCCUGGCGGGCAAAGUGAGCCGAGUCCAGUUUGACGCCACCACGGAGCAGCUGAACCACAUGAUGCAGGAGCUGGUGGCUAAGAUGAGCGGGCAGGAGCAGGACUGGCAGAAGAUGCUGGACAAGCUCCUGGUACAGAUGGACAACAAGCUGGACCGCCUGGAGCUGGACCCCGUGAGGCAGUCCCUGGAGGAUCGGUGGAAAUCCUUGCGACAGCAGCUCAAAGAGCGCUCCCCCCUCUACCAGGCGGACGAGGCCGCCGCCAUGCGGAGGCAGCUCUUGGCUCAUUUCCACUGCCUCUCAUGUGACCGCCCCCUGGAGACUCCUGUGACUGGACAAGUCAUCCCCGUGACUCCUGUGAGCCCAGGCCUGCCUGGGCACCGGUCCAUCCGCCCCUACAUGGUUUUCGAACUGGAGCAGGUCCGGCAGCAGAGCCGCAGCCUGAAGCUGGGCAGCGCCGCCUUCCCCCGGGGCGACCUGGCGAAGACGGAACGGAGCGUGGGGCGCCUGCGCAGCAUGCACUCCAAGAUGCUGAUGGACAUCGAGAAGGUGCAGAUCCACUUCGGGGGCUCGGUCAAGGCCAGCAGCCAAAUGAUCCGCGAGCUGCUGCAGGCCCAGUGCCUGAGCUCCCCCUGCUAUAAACGGGUGCCGGAGACGGCCGACUACACCUACUCGACGGUGCCCCGGCGCUGCGGGGGCAGCCACACCCUCACCUACCCCUACCGCCGCAGCCGCCUGCAGCACCCGUCGCAGGGCCUGUGCCCCACCGAGGAGAUCCAGAUUGCCAUGAAGCACAACGAGGUGGAUAUCCUGGGCCUGGACGGACAUAUUUACAAGGGACGCAUGGAUACGAGGCUGCCAGGCAUCCUGAGCAGAGACAACUUGGGGAUUUUAAAGCCCAAGCCCAAGCAGUUGCGGCCCCACGCACACCAGCCGCCGUCCCUCAGCGACAGUGGCCAGCGACUCUCCCGGCCCCAGAGCGCGCGGAUGCUGGCGGGCCACAACUCAGCUCCUUCCCGUCAGCAGCAAGAAAGACCAGUCUCCUCAGGGGGGAACCUCUCCCAGCCCAGCGCGGGCCACCUGCCCAGCCCCAGCGACAUGGCAAACCUGCCGGCAGCACUGGAGAUGCAGAUGGACGUGCCUCCUGGGGAGGGGAUGGAGGAGCCCACCCGGGGGCCGAGGUCCACCGCUGCUCCCUGAGCAGAGCUAUAAAUAAACGUUUAGGGGCUGUGAGUCUUCUCUAGCGCUGGUGAGAGGGAGGGGCCGCGGCAGGUGGAUGGCAGACCCUGGUCGCCUGGGAAUUAGGCCACAGGCCGAGCUGUUCAGCGAGGGCGCUGCAGAGGGCUGCGUGUUACACCAGAGCGAAGAGGCCGCAGUGCAGCCCAGACCCCAGGCCCCCAGGGCUGGUGGGCCUGCAAGGGGUCUGCCUGCUCCCAACUUCCUGUUCUCGCGUCGGAUCCCGCACUGCAUCCCGUGCCGAGGCUUCUCUGGCACCGGCCCCGCCUUCCAUGGGGGAGGCAGGCCUGGAGGCUGGCCCCGCUGCCUGGCGUCUGUGCUCCUGCUCGGGCUGAACUUUGGAACCAAGCUGGGAGGCAAAACCAGGGCCCGCCCCUCCUCUGGCCCCAGCUGAGAAAUGUCGGAAGGUGGGGCUGGUCGCCGGCCUAGGAUCCAGACUCAGCAGCUUGGCAGGGAGGAGCCGCAGCCAGGCCCCCCACCGCCGCCGCAGAAGGGCAAGGACGUCCCCCAAGCAGCCCGGGCCACCUCCGCACCCCUGCACCUGGGCCCGGCCGCCCAGCACCCAGCGCCCACGCGCCCCAGAGGGGCUUCCCCUCCAGCCUGGGAAAGCACAGGUGGGCAGGGUGAGGGGCCUGGGAGGGAGGAGUCUCGCGUUUCCAACCAGGAAACAAAACUGAAAGGACAAACCCAGCCUCAGAGCACAGGGACGGUCACACACGGAGGGACCAAGUUGUGCCAGCCGGCCCCACGCCACUCCCGCAGGGGCUGCCCCAGGCCACCUUGGGCAGAUGUGAACAGGCUGGGGGGCCGGGGGGCCUCUGGCCUGCCUGGUGGGGCCCUUCCCAAGUGUCACAGCACCUGGGGCCUGAACCUCCGGACCCCGCAGCCCUGACGGCCAGCAGCGCCCACUGCAGUGCUGGGGCUGCCAAGACAGAGGGAACAGACCAUAGUGUGGACGGGGUGGGGCUGGGGCCAAGGGGCUGCAGCACGAGGCCCGAGCCUGGGGUGGGCUCCUCACCCACCUGUUCCAGAGCCUGAGAAAGGGCCCCACUGGGCCAAGAAUCGCCACCACUGCCUGGCCCCCCCGUCCUGAUGCCUGGAGGCUGAGCAGGGAAAGGAAACCAGUCCCCUGGGGGGCCCACCCCGUCUCUGUGGCUCCAACAGCCCCGGUGGACCUUUGGAACAGGCCACCCCAACGGAGGCCGAGGGCAGGAAGACUGGAAAUGGGCUCAGCGGGAAGGUGCCUGGGGGGCCAGCAGAAGCCUGGAGCCACCAUCGGGCCCCCAGGUGGGGAGGCAGCCCCCCGCCCACUGCAGACAGGCCCCCCUGCGUGCUGAGGCCUGGCCUGUGGGGAGUUGUGCGGUGACGGCCAAGGAGGGGGUCGCCGGCGGCAAGCCAGGACCAGCCCUUCCUCCCCCCCCCCAUCCAAUCGGAUCCAGCCUGGCCUAUCAGCCGCCUGGUCUGGAUGCCCCGGUCCGAACAUCCAGACCAGCCGUGUGACAACGGUGGCCCCAAGACCGCACCACGGCGAGCCCCCCACCCGCUUCCCAACCCACCGAGGAGGGCCUGCCCCGCACCAAGGUAAAUAAAGCACCGCAAACCAGGGAAGUUAGAAAAGUCUCUUUUAAGUUUUAAAUUAAAAUUUCACCCUGGUGAGAUGAUUGACUGGGGACCAAAACCCAAAGGAAAGCUCUCCACCAUCGCCGCAGACACAGAGGAAGAGAGGCAGGGUGGCUGCGGGGUCAGGCCCCCGCCAGCAGAGCCUGGGCCUUUGGCCGAGCCGGCUCUUGAGUCCCACACAAGCCCUGCACCCCUAGCUGGAGACGGGCGACACCAGGAGAGGUGACAAGAACUGGAGAGUGACAGAGGAGCCAGCCACCAGCGGGGUGGGGAGAGCCUCUCAAUGGCCAAGAGCCCCCCACCUGCGGCCACCGGCACCUCUGGGAGCCCCUCCUGCAACCCCUCAUUGGAGUGGAGGGGUGAUCAUCCUUCUGCUUCUAGAAGGUGUGACCUCUGAGAGGAGGCAGCUAGCAGACCCCAAGUUCGGGCCCCCUGGCUUUCCAGCACCUGCCCUGGGGCUGGGGGGAGGAUCCCGACCCUUCCCCGCGGACAACACCCUGUCAGCCAGCCCCAUACUCACAUACAUUAGUUAUUUUUAUAUAUUCAUAUAUAUUAUCGUUAUAUAUUAAAAAGAGAAAAAAAAAAAACUUGCCUG
This is a messenger RNA of Sus scrofa (pig), 10679 nucleotides long. The record is from RefSeq and is a predicted model, not a curated record. NCBI's taxonomy places the organism in Eukaryota, Metazoa, Chordata, Mammalia, Artiodactyla, Suidae.